CUAUUUAGGCGCGUCCCCUGUGGCGCCGGAGCAGCACCUGGCGUGUGGCAGCUCCUAGGAUCCCGGUUUCUCGGCUGGCGCCGGCACCCGGCACCGGGUGGCACCCGCCGGUAGCCGGCGGCGCCUUUUCACGCCGUGCUCUGGUCGAGACCAAGUUGUCGGCUGCGCCUCGGACUCCCUGGCCGCGACCUGGCUGUGCCUGGGAGACUGCGAGCGACCCGGCCGGACAGGCCCCACCGGAGCUGCCAGCACCGCGGGCUCAGACCCGGCCUCUGCGGGGAGAGGCCGCGGAGAAGAAGAGUCCGCUGGCAGAGCAGGCCUGCAGAGCGGGGCUGGGCUGCCGUGAAGCGACGCUGGCGCCCGGGGAACUGCUGGGAGGCGGGGUCCCGUGCUGAGACCACGGGGCUGGAGGAAGAUGAGAACAAUGAGACCUAGAGCGGUUCCGUGAUUCGCACGCUGCUGGUAAGUGCUGGAUCUGGGGUCCCUGAGAGCCUACUGUCCUCUGGCGCCUCCUGUGUCUGGCUGCACUGGCGGGAGUUCCCAGAAGCACCUUCCCCGGGCCCUACCACCACUUCCCAAGGGGAAGGCACAGGUCAGGAAGGAAUGGUGGCUGCUGUCCUCCGAGCUGGGCCACGGAGAUCCGCACCCUUCGGCGAUGUGACGGUAGCUUUCACCCACAAAGAGCGGGGGUGCGCGGUCCCUGCUCCAGGGCCCGGGUUCCAGGAGGAGACACCAGAACAGUCCAGGAACUUGGUCCUGCUGGGACUUCCAGCUUCCCAGCCUGGCAUGAACUCCCAGUCAGAGCAAAGGGAAAGCCCGUGGGCGCUGCGGGGAGAAGGCCCGAGGAGGACCUGUCCGGACUGGAAGACGGUGUCUGAAUCACUGCCAGAGCCAAAUGUUUGUGACGAAGCAUCCCAAGACACAAGGGCAGAGCUGCCCGCUGGGGAGCCCGACCUCAGGACCUGUGACCUGGGGAGGAGCCUCAGCCCGAGACCGGUCCUUUCCCCACAGCGGAGAGUUCCCACAGAAGGGAGGCCCCAUAAACGUGCAGCACGCACGAAGAGCUUCGGGAAGAACCCAGACAUAAUCAGAUCUCACGGAGUGAAACCCUACACGUGUGACGAGUGUGGCAAAGCCUUCAGUUACUGCUCCUCCCUCUCGCAGCACCAGAAGAGCCACACGGGGGAGAAGCCGUACGAGUGCAGCGCGUGCGGGAAGGCCUUCAGCCAGAGCUCCUCGCUCAUCCAGCACCAGAGGAUCCACACGGGGGAGAAGCCCUACAAGUGCGGCGAGUGCGGAAGAGCCUUCAGCCAGAACGCGAACCUCACCAAGCACCAGCGAACUCACACCGGCGAGAAGCCCUACACGUGCGCGGAGUGCGGGAAGGCCUUCAGCGACUGCUCGGCCCUCGUGCAGCACCAGAGGAUCCACACCGGGGAGAAGCCCUACGAGUGCGGCGACUGCGGGAAGGCCUUCCGCCACAGCGCCAACCUCACCAACCACCAGCGGACCCACACGGGCGAGAAGCCCUACCAGUGCAGCGAGUGUGGCAAGGCCUUCAGUUACUGUGCCGCGUUCAUCCAGCACCAGAGGAUCCACACGGGCGAGAAGCCCUUCAAGUGCGGCGCGUGCGGGAAGGCCUUCAGCCAGAGCGCAAACCUCACCAACCACCAGAGGACUCACACCGGGGAGAAACCCUACCAGUGCAGCGAGUGCGGGAAGGCCUUCAGCCAAAGUACAAACCUUAUAAUCCACCAGAAGACUCACACUGGGGAGAAGCCCUAUAAAUGUAACGAAUGCGGGAAAUUCUUCAGUGAGAGCUCAGCCCUCAUCCGACAUCACAUCAUUCACACUGGAGAAAAACCGUACGAGUGCAGCGAGUGCGGCAAAGCCUUCAACCAGAGCUCGUCCCUCAGCCAGCACCAGAGGAUUCACACGGGCGUGAAGCCCUACGAGUGCAGGGAGUGCGGGAAGGCCUUCAGAUGUAGCUCCGCCUUCAUCCGGCACCAGCGCCUCCAUGCGGGAGAGUGACUGGGAGCAGGGCCAGCGUGGAUGGGGACCAGCCGGGGUUGGAAGCCUCGGAUUUUCCAAGUGUAUCAGAGCCACAUGCUUCUGUACCUCUAACAGAGUCACUAUUUUAUGUGGCAGGCCUCA
This is a messenger RNA of Phyllostomus hastatus (greater spear-nosed bat), 2154 nucleotides long. It is a transcript of the gene ZNF79, whose product is annotated as zinc finger protein 79. Gene Ontology annotation, biological process: regulation of DNA-templated transcription. The record is from RefSeq and is a predicted model, not a curated record. Lineage: Eukaryota; Metazoa; Chordata; Mammalia; Chiroptera; Phyllostomidae. The coding region runs from base 604 to 2031 and encodes 475 amino acids. The transcript is spliced from 6 exons.